AUGGACUCUAAGAAAUUAGUAGUUAAUGUCAAGCAAGGGGAAAAACUUGAAUAUGAUGAGUGUAAUACUAGUAAAAACUGCAAUCCUAAAGAUAAAAUAAGCUUAAUUGGAAUUCGAAGGCAAAAGAAUGGGAGAUAUGCUGCUGUGAUUACUGAUAGAAUUAGGCAUAAGAAAGUAUGGUUAGGCACUUUUGACACUGUUGAAGAGGCUUCACAAGCUUAUUUCUCUAAGAAAUCUGAGCUUGAGAAUGAGAAAUUAAGCAAUCAAGGAAAUAAGAAGAGUAAAAGAAUACGCGAAACGAGAAGUAUUGUUGAGAUUUACAAGAGAGGGAAAUAUAAUUCUGAGAAAUCAGAGGAAUUAGUCAAUGUAAAGCAAGGCAAUGAAAAUGUGAAUUGUGAAGUAUUUCAGAUCGAAUCAGCUGGUGAAUCAGAAAUUGAUGUUGUGAUAUCAAAUUCAUUUAAUGGAGGAACCGAGCAAAGGAUUGAUUCUUACGAAAUAGGCACUGUUGAAGAAGCUUUUCGUAUAGCUAAAGAGGGAUCCAAAGUGUUUAACUUGGGUUUAAUGGCUAAUGUUUGUGGCACAAAAUCAACUGAUGACUGUAACAAUACUACAGGUUGCAAUCCUAAAGUUAAGGUAAGCUUGAUUGGAACCCGAAAGCAAAAGAAUGGGAGAUAUGCAGCUGUGAUUACAGAUCCAUUUACGCAUAAGAGAGUCCGGUUGGGGACUUUUGACACUGUUGAAGAGGCUUCACAAGCUUAUUUCUCUAAGAAGUCGGAGUUUGAGAAAUUAAGCCAGCAGGGAAUUAAGCAGAAUAUACUGAAGAAGAAGAAUUGUGAUCAAAUUCAGCAGCUUGAAUCAUCGUCUGUUGUGGCAUUCUUAGAUACUACUGCUAGUGAAAGUGGAAGAGCUAAAAGAAUCGAUUCUCAAAAAAAAAAAAACCAUCUUAUUGGGGCUCACAAGAGCACGAAGAAAGGGAGAUAUCAGUCUGAGAUUAAGAACCCCAUCACGAAAAAGAGAAUUUGGUUGGGAACUUUUGGCAUCGAAGAAAAGAAGAAGCAAAGUACUUAUAAGCAAUUGAAAUCAGAGAAAUUGGUUAAUCUCAAGCAAGGACAUGAAAAUGUAAAAUGUGAGCCAUUUCAGCCCGAAUCAUCACCAGAUAUUGAUAUUCCAUUUUCAAAUUCAUCUAACGGAGGAACUAUCCAAAGUAUUGAUCCUGACAAAAUAGGCAAUCAGUCUAAGAAAUUCGAUCUUGAGCUGGAAAGCAAUAUGCCAAUAGAUUCGAGUGCAGGGGAGAAGCAAGGUCAAGAGGAUGAUGAAGAUUCAUGGAAGGGGGAAUGGGUGCAACUUCCAGGUGAUGACAGGGCAGUCAUGUUUUCACUGAAAUUGGGCUUACCAAUCAUCGAUAACUAUGGAUCUCUUUUAGGUGAGUUCAGCACUUUGGAUGAUCUCAGUAUUUGUAAGACUGAAGAAGGCAAUAACUACAUUUCGCAUAGCAUAUAG
Molecule: messenger RNA, 1500 nt
Organism: Solanum verrucosum
Lineage: Eukaryota; Viridiplantae; Streptophyta; Magnoliopsida; Solanales; Solanaceae
Exons: 3
Coding region: 1-1500 (499 amino acids)
Biological process (GO): regulation of DNA-templated transcription
Molecular function (GO): DNA binding; DNA-binding transcription factor activity
Source: RefSeq, a predicted model, not a curated record